CUCCAACCUGCACAGCCCCUCCCCUCCCUCUCCCAGCCGCAGCUUUCUGCCCCUCCUCCCUUCUGGCUGCCGCACUGGCUGCUGCGUCUAGUUUAUAUCUUGUCUUCCGAGCAGGAGCUAGGAGCCAUCCGCAGGCUGCCUGAGCAGACCCCACGCUGGAGUGAGGAGCAUUGCUCAGUGCCCCUGCCUGCCUUCCUCCUAAGCGUUAGGGUCUAUUUUGGCCCAGCUUCUGAAGAGGUUGUGUGUGCUGUUGGAGGAACUGUACUGAGUGGCUUUGCAGGGUGACAGCAUGGAGUCCCUCUUUCCUGCCCCAUUCUGGGAGGUCUUGUAUGGCAGCCACUUUGAAGGCAACCUGUCACUCCUAAAUGAGACUGUACCUCACCACCUGCUGCUCAAUGCUAGUCACAGCGCCUUCCUGCCCCUUGGACUCAAGGUCACCAUCGUGGGGCUCUACUUGGCCGUGUGCAUCGGGGGGCUCCUGGGGAACUGCCUCGUCAUGUAUGUCAUCCUCAGGCACACCAAGAUGAAGACCGCCACCAACAUUUAUAUAUUCAAUCUGGCACUGGCUGACACCCUGGUCUUGCUGACACUGCCCUUCCAGGGCACAGAUAUCCUCCUGGGCUUCUGGCCAUUUGGAAAUGCGCUCUGCAAGACUGUCAUUGCUAUCGAUUACUAUAACAUGUUUACCAGCACGUUCACUCUGACCGCCAUGAGUGUAGAUCGCUAUGUGGCUAUCUGCCAUCCUAUCCGGGCCCUCGAUGUUCGGACAUCCAGCAAAGCCCAGGCUGUUAAUGUGGCCAUAUGGGCCCUGGCCUCAGUGGUUGGUGUUCCUGUUGCUGUCAUGGGCUCGGCACAAGUGGAAGAUGAAGAGAUCGAGUGCCUGGUGGAGAUCCCUGCCCCUCAGGACUACUGGGGCCCUGUGUUUGCCAUCUGCAUCUUCCUCUUUUCCUUCAUCAUCCCUGUGCUGAUCAUCUCUGUCUGCUACAGCCUCAUGAUCCGACGGCUCCGCGGGGUCCGUCUGCUUUCAGGCUCCCGAGAGAAGGAUCGGAACCUGCGGCGGAUCACACGCCUGGUGCUGGUGGUGGUGGCUGUGUUUGUGGGCUGCUGGACACCUGUGCAGGUCUUUGUGCUGGUCCAAGGACUGGGUGUUCAGCCAGGCAGUGAGACCGCAGUAGCUGUCCUGCGCUUCUGCACCGCCCUGGGCUAUGUCAACAGCUGUCUCAACCCCAUUCUUUAUGCUUUUCUGGAUGAGAACUUCAAGGCCUGCUUUAGGAAGUUCUGCUGUGCUUCGGCCCUGCACCGGGAGAUGCAGGUUUCUGAUCGUGUGCGCAGCAUUGCCAAGGAUGUGGGCUUUGCUUGCAAGACCUCUGAGACAGUACCACGGCCGGCAUGACUAGGCGUGGACCUGCCCAUGGUGCCUGUCAGCCCCCAGAGCCCAUCUACACCCAACACGGAGCUCACACAGGUCACCGCUCUCUAGGUUGACCCUGAACCUUCAGCAUCUGGGGCCUUGAAUGGCCUUUCCUUCCGGCUCAGGAUGCUCAGUCCUAGAGAAUGACAGUAUAACAUCAUGGGACAGGUCAAAGCAUCAAGAUGGCCUCCAUGGCCUCUGUCAUGGAGCUCCCUCUCUGGUGUAGGACCAGAGAGGACCAAAGGACACUACAUGGAAGUAUCCAUAACACAGUGGCCACGCCUGCUGAGCCCAUGUAGGUGUUCAUGCUUUGCUUGGCUCUUCUCUGGCCUCUCCCUGCUGCCCUGGUUCUAGGUGGGCUCGACCUGAGGCACUGUAGUGAUCAUGCAGUCACAUGGCCUAUGCUGCUGUCCUCAGCCUUUCAGUAUUUCCAGAAG
This is a messenger RNA of Acomys russatus (golden spiny mouse), 1848 nucleotides long. RefSeq names its product opioid related nociceptin receptor 1 (gene Oprl1). Gene Ontology annotation, molecular function: neuropeptide binding; nociceptin receptor activity. The transcript has 4 exons. Bases 290 to 1393 code for a protein of 367 amino acids. Gene Ontology annotation, biological process: neuropeptide signaling pathway; sensory perception of pain. Lineage: Eukaryota; Metazoa; Chordata; Mammalia; Rodentia; Muridae. The record is from RefSeq and is a predicted model, not a curated record. Gene Ontology annotation, cellular component: membrane; neuron projection.